GUGUUUGGCUUGCUUUGACAAGUUUCCCUGGAUGAUCAUGGGGGUAGGAGUGAGUAGUUAGUUGACACAUCAAUAAAAAAGUUGCAGCUCACGUUGUGCGUGUUUCAGGUUGUCUCGGGAUCUGACGUUUUGGCAAAUGUAGGGACGGGAUAAGUUUCCCAUUUUUCCCUCUGAGCGAUUCUACAGCCAGUCAAGUCUACAUUGGGAAGCCAGACACAAGAGUAAAGAUGAACAGCUUGUCUUUUGACGAUCCUUCGUUGGAUAAUCUGGAUCCAACACUGUCGCUUAAUGACCCCAACGAUAUUGACACGGCCCUCUUAAGCGACAUUGAUGCAGUAGCAGUGAUGGAGGCCCUGAUUUCUCUCCCUCUUCAGACAUGCUACAGCUCAUCAGCAACCAGGAUAUGGAGUUUGGAGGACUGUUUGAUAACCCUCCAUACACAGGGCCUCCUCCCACCCAAGAGCUUCCUGGUUUGACCCAGUCCAUCACCUUACCUACCCCUCCAACCACCAUCACCACACCUCCAUCUUCAUCUUCCUCUUCCAUCCUAAGCAGUAGCCCCCACCUGGAUGCACUCCUGGGCCCUCCCAUCAUCCGUAGUUCCUCUACCCCAGACAAGGCCUUCCAGCCUCCCACCUUCCAGCAGUCCCCCCUGGCCCAGGUGCAAAACUCCACACAAAGGCUGAAGCCGGCCUCCCCGCCGCAGGCCCAGAGCCUCAGACCGCCCCAGGUGGAGCAGCCUCAACCCAUUCUCAGCCCGUCUGCCCUGGUCCUGGCUGCUUCACCUCAUGGCUCGCCAGUACCGAUCCCAGCUUUCAGCUCCACGCCCCAGACCCUCUUCACCUCGCCAGCCCCCCAGACUCCGCCCCAGCCGCAGCUGCAGCCACAGCCCCAGCCCCAGCUGCAGCCACAGCCCCAGCCCCAGCUGCAGCCUCUGCUGCAGACCCAGACACAACUUCAGGUUCAGCCUCAGACACAACUUCAGGUUCAGCCUCAGACACAACUUCAGGUUCAGCCUCAGACACAACUUCAGGUUCAGCCUCAGACACAACUUCAGGUUCAGCCUCAGACACAACUUCAGGUUCAGCCUCAGACACAACUUCAGGUUCAGCCCCAGCAGAUCCGGAUCAACUACAGCAACCAGAACACCUACACAACUGUCAGUCAAAGCAGUGUGAGCCAACCCACCACCAUCUUGUCAUGCUCGCCUCAAAGUGUUAAGCCAGUGACCAUCCAGGCUCAGCUCCAAGGGCUGACCACCACUUCUCCCCUCCUAGCUACGUCAGUGAGCCCGCCAGUUCAAACCAUCGCACCCAACAUACAGCAGGUGUUGCUGCAGCCCCAGUUCAUCAAGGCGGAGUCUCUGCUGCUGACCACUCUGAAGCAUGACCCCCGCAUUGUCACAACUAUGGCCUCUUCCACAUCCCUGGCCACCACCACCCCAGUACAGAGUGCAUCACUGCAGGCCUUUAUGGGCGGUGGCACCAUCCUGACCACGGUUCCCGUCAUGAUGGAGACUGACAAGCUGCCUAUCAACCGCAUCGCCAUCAGCGGUAAGCCGAUGUUCCAGCCACACAAGGGAGAGAAGCGCACAGCGCACAACGCCAUCGAGAAGCGCUACCGCUCCUCUAUUAAUGACAAAAUCCUCGAGCUCAAGGAUCUGGUGGCCGGUGCUGAGGCCAAGCUCAACAAGUCUGCAGUGCUGAGGAAAGCCAUCGACUACAUCCGUUACCUGCAGUCGACCAACCAGAAACUCAAACAGGAGAACAUGGCUUUUAAAAUGGCAGCCCAGAAAAACAAGUCUCUCAAGGACUUGGUUGCCAUGGAGGUUGAUGGACCGGCUGAUGUUAAGAACGAGCUGCCCACACCACCAGCUUCUGAUGUGGGCUCCCCCACCUCUUUCUCACACUGUAGCAGUGACUCAGAGCCCGACAGUCCGAUGGGCGAGGACACAAAGCAGCCGAGUGUGGCUGUGUUAGACAAAUCGGCAGCAGGAGGCAGCGCCGGCGGCAUGUUGGACCGUUCCCGCAUGGCGUUGUGCACCUUCACCUUUCUCUUCCUCUCCCUCAACCCUCUGGCCGCCCUGCUCUGCUCAGCCGGCAGCAGCUCGGCUGGAAGCUCAGCAGCCACUGCCACACAUCACGCAGGAAGGAGCGUCCUGGGUGUGGAUAUCGCAGCGGAAUCGUGGGGCUGGAUGGACUGGAUGCUGCCAACUAUACUGGUGUGGCUACUGAACGGUAUUCUGGUGUCGGGGGUUCUGAUCCGACUGUUGGUGUAUGGAGAGCCUGUAACCAGACCUCACUCUGGAUCCUCUGUCUUGUUCUGGAGGCACCGCAAGCAGGCUGACCUGGACCUAGCUAGGGGAGAUUUUGCCCAGGCCAGUCACAACCUGUGGACUUGUCUAAAGGCUCUUGGUCGUCCCUUACCCAUCUCCCAGUUGGACCUGGCCUGUGCUGCGCUCUGGUCCCUGCUAAGGUUCUGCCUCCAGCGCCUCUGGGUGGGCCGCUGGCUGGCUGCCAGAGCUGGAGGGCUGCGAUCUGAUCAGCCACUGAAGGAGGACGCCUGCAAAAGCAGUCGUGACGCCGCCCUGGUUUACCACCGCCUGCACCAGCUUCACAUGACAGGUAAGCUGAAUGGUAGCCACCUGUCAGCAGUGCACAUGGCUCUAAGUGCGGUGAACCUGGCAGAGUGUGCUGGCUCCUGUCUGCCUGUAGCCAGUCUGGCUGAAGUCUACGUCUCUGCAGCUUUACGGGUCAAAGCCAGCAUGCCAAGGAUCCUACAUUUUACCUCUCGUGUGUUCCUGAGCAGCGCCCGCCAGGCGUGCCUGUCAUCCAGUGGCAGUGUGCCUCCAGCUAUGCAGUGGCUGUGUCACCCACUAGGUCAUCGCUUCUUUGUGGAUGGGGAUUGGGCUAUUCGCAGCACUCCUAAAGAAAGCAUCUACAGCCAGGCUGGUAAUACUGUGGAUCCUCUGGCCCAGGUGACUCAGGCGUUCAGGGAACACCUCCUGGAGAAGGCUUUGUACUGUGUGGCCCAGCCUCACGGAGAGAAAAGCCCCAGCCAGGGAGAGGGGGAGUAUGCUGAUGCCCUGCAGUAUCUCCAGCUGUUGAUAAGUGCAUCAGAUGCGGCUGGUGCAACCUCCCAGUCCUUUGCCAUCGGCUCCAACAUGGCCACCGUGACCGGCUGUGACCCCCACUCCAAAUGGUGGUCCUCGGUUACCGUGGUGAUCAUCAAUUGGCUCCAAGGAGAUGACUCCGCGGCGGAGAGACUCUACCCGACUGUUGAACACCUGCCCCGCAGUCUGCAGAACGCAGAGAGUCUUCUGCCCAAGGCGUGUCUGAACACAUUCAGGGCAGUGCGGGCUCUGCUGUCCAAGCCAGAAAACUGCCAGUUGAGUCUGAGCUACAGCGACAAGGCCAGCGCCCUGCUUCGAGACAGCCUCAACCUCGGACCACACUGCCACAGCUCUAGUUUAGACAAGGUUGUCCAGUUGCUCUUGUGUGAUCUCCUGUUGGUUAUGAGGACCAACGUCUGGCGUCUACAGCAGCAGGGGGCCGGUCCGCCGGGGUCGGGGUCGUUGGGUACCAGCGGGGUCCACCAGGCCUCCCCACCGGAGCUCCAAGGCUUUCAGCAAGAUCUCAGCUCCUUACGCAAACUGGCACACAGCUUUAGGCCUGCAAUGCGAAGAUUGUUCCUUCAUGAAGCUACAGCCAGGCUGAUGGCGGGGGCCAGUCCCACCCGCACACAUCAGCUCCUGGAUCGCUCGCUGCGACGCAGGGCAACGCCCGGAGCCAAGACAGAGGAGUGCGAGACGCAGCCAGGCCAGCGGGAGCAGGCUGAGGCUGUGAUGCUGGCGUGUCGCUACCUUCCUCCCUCCUUUCUGUCGGCUCCCGGCCAAAGGGUGGGCAUGCUGGCGGACGCAGCCCGCACCCUGGAGAAGCUGGGAGACAAGAGGACCCUCCACGACUGCCAGCAAAUGAUCAUCAAGCUGGGCAGCGGCACCACCGUCACCAACAGCUAGAGAGAAGAGAGGUGGGGGAGGGGCUGAGACACAUGCAUGGAGACUGUAUAUAGAAACAUCUCUGAGAUUCAAAAACACAGACGGAGAGAAAAGACACCCCCACAGAGACACAACCAAACAGACUCUGGCAUUGUUGGUGUUCAGCGAUUGAGCACAUUUAUUAAACUAUCAAGAUUCAUAUCAAACUCGACAGGUUUUCUUCAUGGACUGUCCCUCCCACCACCCCAACCCCACUUUGGCAAGCGCUUGUAGAGUUCACACUCUUGUUGCUAUGGAUAAUUACCAGAAUAAAGGUAGCAUUUCUAGCGCUUCACGAGCUGAAUCCCCUCGUGAGAAUGCGUUGCAGUGCCACAGUUUGGCCACAGAGAGGAGCCAUCAUGUCCUCUGUGAUUGUGUGCGUGUGUGUGCGUGUGUGUGUGUGUGUGUGUGUGUGUGUGUGUGUGUGUGUGUGUGUGUGUGUGUGUGUGUGUGUGUGUGUGUGUGUGUGUGUGUGUGUGUAGAGAUAUUUGCCCUGCAGUUAUUCAGUCCCACCCUAAACCUUUCCACAUAAAUGCACCUUAGGCAGGAGUGCUCAGUGGGUUGGAAUGGUGGGCUGCCCUGAUUGGCCGCAGAGUGAGGUGUCUCUUGUUCGUAGGAGGAACAAGUGGACCGUGGGCUCGUUCAGUGGGAAACCACCGCAGGUUGUUCAAAUAGUGUUAAAGUUGAUUUGUAUCAUAUUUUUACCGGUUGAUAAUCUGAGGAGAGGUGACCCACUGUUCUGGCUCUCUGUCUUUAUCUGCACUAGCCCUGCAAGGCUGAUUUCAAUGAGAUAAGUAAUAAUGUGGCUCUAUGAAGUUAUUUUCAUAGAGGUCAAUUUUUUUGUUUUGCUGUGUACAUAUUUUAAAAUGUAUUUAUAAUCUGUAUGAACAUGGAUUAAGCAGUAUUUUGCAUAAGCAGAGUGAUAAAUGCUUAUUUUCUUUCCCUAAAACCUGUUUUAUUUGGUAGCUUUUGACCAGGCCCAAAUGAUGAGUUACUGUAAUGUGUUGCCAUGGCCAUGAGUGUCAAAAUGGACAAGGUAUCAAGUUAUUUGCAUCACAUUGUCAAUAUUGACCUUUUGCACUGUAUGCAACUAUGAUUUUAAAAUGAAAAUAACAAAAAACUGGCAGCGUCAUCAACAAACAACUCGGUCUAUGACGUGAAACUUUGGCACGUGUUCAACAUGUUACAUAAUGCAGCCAAUUUCAAAAUAAUUCUUCUUCUUUUUUCCAAAGAGGGCCUGUAGUGAAUCUUCUGGUUUUCUUUUUUAGCUCCAUUAUAAAGAGCAACAUUUGCUCUUUCAGUCAUUAUGGUUUCAUACUCCUAGAGAACCACCGUUUAUUGAUUUCUUUUUUAGAGGACUGUAAAAGAUAAACUUCGGCAUGUGUUUUUGUCCCAGAACGAGUGUUUUUUUAUAGUGCGUCACUUAUGUGAAAGACUGAAAGACGUUGGAUUGAGAUGAAUGAGAGACAGCCAUGUCUAAAGGUAUUAUUCAUGUGUCCUUUUUGAAUGACAUAUUUUCAUCUCUUCCUUGUUCUUUGGUUUCAUCCUUCUAUGAUGUAAAUAUUAAAGCAUUUUGUAAAGAAGAA
Molecule: messenger RNA, 5622 nt
Organism: Cottoperca gobio
Lineage: Eukaryota; Metazoa; Chordata; Actinopteri; Perciformes; Bovichtidae
Gene: srebf1
Product: sterol regulatory element binding transcription factor 1
Exons: 19
Coding region: 377-4018 (1213 amino acids)
Biological process (GO): regulation of transcription by RNA polymerase II
Cellular component (GO): nucleus
Molecular function (GO): DNA-binding transcription factor activity, RNA polymerase II-specific; RNA polymerase II cis-regulatory region sequence-specific DNA binding; protein dimerization activity
Source: RefSeq, a predicted model, not a curated record